Molecule: messenger RNA, 14949 nt
Organism: Petromyzon marinus (sea lamprey)
Lineage: Eukaryota; Metazoa; Chordata; Hyperoartia; Petromyzontiformes; Petromyzontidae
Source: RefSeq, a predicted model, not a curated record
GUGGGCGGACUGAACAACAAUAAUAAUUAUUGACCUGAUUUUUGCGGGAUCCCCGGGGUCCCGCCAAAUGAUUCAGUUGUUUAACAGAUUGCCAAAGCUCACAGCUGUAUCUCCUGACAUUGUCUUCUUCGUCGCCCCUUGUGGGCGGCCCAUUGUCAUUGUGGUUUAUAGGUUAGACGAUUUGACAGGUCGCAUCUGUUGGGGGUAAAAUGUGGGGUCACCCUUACCUCUUCCGAGAUGUCUGGCCAGUGUAGAAGAGUGGGAUAAAGUACCCGCUUCGAGGAACUUUCGGGAGCUGCUGUUUUGGGUGGAGUUCCUUUUGGCGACAGGAGGGGCACGAUGCAGACGUUGGAGGGCUGCAACUUUGACCAUUAAUCUAGAAUUUAAGCUUUUACGAUUGCCGUUUUCUGGAGCCAUGCCACACUCCGUUUGGUCACGUGUUUGUAUCCAAAACACUUGCCGGCAAAGCUUUCUGCCAAAAAUGAGAUGUAAAAAGAAGAAGAAGAAAAAACGCACCGAGCUGCGUCUAGCAAUUGAAUUGCAUUGUUGAGGUUAAUUGGAUUUAAAACAAGGUUUACUUUUAAAAAUAUUUCCACACAAGUGCUGAACAAAAAUGGCAAUGAAGAAGGGGGGGAAAAAAAACCCCAAAUGAACCUGGCCGUUCAGAACCUGUCAUGGCAUUGUGCGCUUCAUUUCACACUCACAAACACAUCCUAUGCUGAGCGUACAAGAACAUGAGCACACGCGCAUUGAUGUUGUAAUUAUUAUUUUAAAAUAAACGAAAUCCAAAUAAGGCAUCGUGACGCAGUGCACUUAAGAGCCAUGUGUGUUCUCAUUAGCUGCCGACGCCGAGCUUAGCGUAUUUAGGAUUAAUAUUCUUGGUUCUUUCGGUAAAGUCACGCAGAAGGGACUUUACCGAAAGAACCAAGAAUAUGAAUUCCUUGCAGUCACGAAAGCUUUAAAUAAAUAAAAAGUAUUUAGGAUUGUUCCCAUUCAGUUAAUCAACCACAACUCAAGGCGAUCUGUUACUGAGAGUAGCAGGUAAAAUGUUCCAAGCUGGCCUGGAUGGCUGCCUCGAUUCUUUAGUCUAUGUUUCGAUCCCAUAAUUACCUUUUGCUCACGCGAGAAUGUGGCUGCCUCCGCGGCUUAACGCGGUAUAUCUAAAAGAAAUAUUUCGAUUUUUCUUUAAACAAAACAGCGAAUGAUUUGAAUACAAUAGUUGGCUUGCUACAAAUGCUGACAUAUCCUAACUAUUUUUAAUUGAUAACACUGAUAUAUUGACAAUUGAAAUUAUAAUAUUUUCUCUACUCUAUUUUUUUGCAAUAACAUACUGCCUGUUGAGCACCGGGUUAACGCACAAGCUAGUCAGCGUGAAUAAAUAUAGGCUGCCCCUUAUCUUUCCUUUAAAUUAAUCUCUUGAUCAUGGCCUUUGCAUGCUUCUGCACAAAUCACAUAUGCGUCCAGUAAAUGGACAAACCCGUGUCUCUUUCCUUCAGUCCACCGUUGGGGCUCUCCAGGAGUAUUUCUCCCCACUUUUCUCGAGGUGGGGUUUACAACUUGAUUAGAGCAAUAACAAAAAAAACAACAAAUAUCUGCCUCUAUUUUUCAUCCUUGGGUUUGUAUUUUUCUCUUGAUCGAUUCUCCAUUUUGAUCUCUUCUCACUCUCCACCAGCCCCGUUCACUCCCUUACUUAGUGGCGCCGUGGUGGUGAGAUGUUAACUACCUCGCCUGGUAUACGGGGGAGGGUUGUGGGUUACGAUCUCGACCCUUAUGCCUGUUGUAACGUUUGGAGUUUGCACGUUCUCCCUUUGGUCGCGUUAAUUUUUGUCCGGGUUCUCCAGUUGUUACCUCCACAUUUAGAAUCAACACGCGUUUUAGAGUAUUUGGCCGCUAUAAAUUUCCACGUGAUAAGCCACCUUGUUCAGCUAUCAUUUGUGGCCAUGUCACUUCUGGAAAAGAGGUGUAUAGCUGUGGGCCUUACCUGAUGAAAUUUGAAUAGUUUUAGUUUAUUCUCUCACCUUUUAUUUACCUCUGCUCUUGACCUCACCAUGGCCACUCAUGUCACACUAUUGUUUCACUCGCCCCACCCACCUCUUUCUCUCGCCCUCUGGUUAUGAUGUACUCUGCGAAUGUUCAUUAGGUGCAGCUCACUUCUCGCGAAUGGGUAUGAACGGCAAAGAUUACACACCACUUUUCAGUACAACCGUCAAACUGUAGCCAUUCCAUUUCCACAGCUUUGUAUUCAUGAAACUAGUGAUGUACCAAAAGUGCAGUCGUUCUGGCUUUGAGCAUGACAGAAGGGCAGUGUUAAAACAGCUGUUGCCAUGUGCACGCUUCACAGAAAUAUACGCCUUUCUUUGUUUCCCACUGAUGUCACAGGGUCAUGUUCCAGGCUAAAUGUGCCUGUACGGGCAGUUGUUCUAUAGAAGAUCAGCUUACAGCUGUAUCCUUAAUAAUUCCGUAUUCUCUGUUAUAUGUCACUUCGAAAAGUAAGAUGCCAACUACAUGUUUCUUUAAAGUAGUGUGUGUCAUCUGGAGAAUAUGGUAAAAGUUAUUUUUUUGUUAUUAAUCUUCAAGUCCAUUUACUGCCAAUUUCCGUUAAAAAUUCCACGCACUGUUCGGUUGUUUUACGUGAAGAUUUGAGCUAUGCUUGCGCCCCUACAGCCUGGCCUUGUCGAAUAUCAUAAGUCAAGCAGGGUGGCCCUCAUCAGUACAUGGAUAUGUAUUAUGAAAACUAAGAAUAGGUUUUACCCCAUUCAGGAAGUAAAACAGGUGUUAAGAUGUUCAAAUGCCAAAUGGAUACCUUUUGCAAGGAAUCAAGUCUGCAUUAAUCACACGUGCUUGUGGUGAACAUGCAAACAAACAUGCUCUGAUAAUAUAUGGGAAUUGUCUUUGAAACUGAUUGGCCUACACCAGAGACAGCCUUCGUUAUGGCCUAAUCUCACCAGUGUCAGACUAGAGAACAACGGCAAAAGGCGAGCAGUACAAAGAGAAUGCCACACGUAUCAGAUCAUUUAUAGCUCGGGGUGAGCAGCUAUCAUGGGGCCUUUUUGCCAGUAUCAAAGUAUGAAAAAUAGGCAUAGGGUUUACCCUUUCUGGCAAUAAAACAAGAGGCGUUAAGAUGUUCAAACACCAAAUCGAUAGGAAUUUUUGGGGCAGGAAAAUAAUGUUAAGUAUUCGGAGUGUACUGUACGGUGUCACCACAUCCUCCUUCGUCCUAGCCGAACAAACGUCCCAUCUACCGAUGCAUGGCAUGGACAUAAAUCGCAAUGGCAAAUGUGAGCAAAAAAAAGUGGGCGGUGUAUUAAUGUAGCUGCCGGCGUUAUUGUGUAAGAAACCUCUUGAGGCAACAGUUCAUUGAGAGAGAAACCUGGUGUGAUAGACCCGUGGAUUUAGUGAACCAUUUCAGCGUAUGUAUGUGUGUUGAACUUCUUUCGCGCUUUAGUAUAUAGCCUACCGUGCUAAUCGGAGGUGCAGCGUUGAGUCUGGGUAGUGUUAGUCUAUGGGCAGUACGUACGUGUACUGUCUGAACUUUUGUUCACACCAUACGUAGCCAACCGUGCUUAUUGGCUCAUAGAAUAUACGUGAUUUAUAAUACUAGAUCUUCCUUUACCGUGCUCUUCUGCUUUUGUGCCCUACGUAUGUGCGGCAUUCUCUUUCUGGCGUGAAGCUGGGAUCUACCUGACUUGGGUUGGAUUCCUGUCAUUGCACAAAAAGUACCAAUUGGAAUCUGAGCCUUGCCUCUUGCCCGCCUCCCUUAGGUAAACGGAGCAUAAAAUAAAGACUUGAUGCAGUGAAAUAAGACCUUAGCACGGAUGGACAUCAGAACUAGAGAGAUAACAUUUGAUGGUCGUGAUGUUGGUCUUAAUCCACGUUGUGUACCAUUAUGGCCAAGCUGCUCGUGCAGAGCACUUGUCCUGACACUUGGUUCAACUAAACAAAGAAAAUGUGUCUAACUGGAUGUUGACUGUAACUUAUUUAUGCAUUUUCUUGUCUCACUAUUGCGUUUUGGGAAUUAUGUAUUGUGCUUUGGGGAUGUGUAUCCGGACUCUUUAUUUUUCUAUGGUGGAGGUUAAAACAACCGGAAAUGAAUGAAUGAAUGAACGAAUCCCUGCUCAUCAAUAAUCCUUUGCACUUUCAAAGUAUUUUCUUGCAGUCUGUUGUUUUUUUUUCCUUCUUCCCCCACCCAUCCGAUAAAACAAGUAAGAGGAAUCCAAGCCAACCAGGUGAAAAAAAAAUUAGUUGCACUUCAAAUCAUAAUUGCACAAUGCAGACUUCUGUUUUGUUUUUUUUCAUUUCAGGUACUUGGAGACGUACGAAAAGGUCCACCACUUUGGGGAGGAAGAUGAUGAAUUCCAGGGAAGCUCGCGACCGCAAACUCCUGUGGGCGGCAUCUCCUACACAUACAAUUACCAGCAGCACAAUGUGCCCGACCACAUGAGGCAAGGGAACGGGCUAUCGACGGAGCUGCUGCCGGCGAGCGAGUACCGCAAGCUGGCACUCUCGCUCCUCUCGGGCCUGCCCAACGAGGUGGACUUUGCGGUGAACGUGUGCACCCUGCUGUCGCACGAGGGCCGGCGCGCCAUGCACCUGGAUCGAGACCCCCGCCUCGUGGCGCUGCUGCUUGCGCAUGCCGGCGUCUUCGACGACAGUCCAGGGAGCUUGUUCAAUGUCUAUGACUCGGAAUGGAGGGCAAAGUCUGGACGGGACUUCAUUAAGUUCUGGAAGCAGUCGAUCGAUGACUUGGAGGUGCGAGAACUCAUCUGCGACAAAAAUAAAGGCCGCACGGAGCAGCGUCCGUGGGGCGAGUGGCUGCUGAGCACGGGCCGCAGUGCAGGCGUGGACGACCCCGAGUGCCAGCGCGUGCUGCAGAUCUCCGUGAUCCUGCGCAACCUCUCGUUCCUCGAGUCCAACGCCAAACUCAUGGCGUCGCACCGCGCCUGCCUCCGCUUCCUCAUCAUGUGCGCGCACUGCAAGUUCUCCAGCCUGCGGCAGAUGGGGCUGGACACGCUGGGGAACAUCGCCUCUGAGUUGCAACUGGAUCCCAUUGACUUCAGGAGUACCCAACUUAUCUUCCAUACCAUCACCAAGUGUCUCACCUCAACUGACAAAUUCCAGAGGAUACGAGGCAUGGAGAUUUUGGGCAGCCUCUGCAUGGCAGAGGAGAACGGCGAAGUGGUUGGCGAGUGCGUGGAGGUGGAGGCCUACUGCGAGAUGGUGCAGCUGCUGGUGCUGCCGGACGUUCUGCUCGUACUGGGCACUCUGGAGGUGCUGUACCAGCUGUCGGAGAUCGGGGAAGGCCCCUGCAGCAAGAUCGCGCGCGUGCACCGCAGCGUCGAGUGCCUGGUGAGCUUGGCGACGCUGGACGUGCAGACCAUGGGCACGGAGUGCCUGUCGGUCGUCAAGAUCGUGGAGCACCACACCCCAGCGCCGCACGUGCCGGCGGACAGCCGCAGCACCAGCGGCGCCUCCGCCGCCGCUACUGGCGGCGACGCGCACCUCGCCCCCGCAGGCGGUGCCUCCAGGGGUUCAUUGUCCACGUCUGCUCUGGGGACAACCGAGGUGGACGGAGAGACCUUUGCGUGUCAAUGGAUGAAUUCUCACUUCGAGGCGUCGUCGGACUCGUCCAUCUCGAGGACGGACAUGUACUCGGAGUACCUGUCGACGUGCAGCAAACUGGCUCGCAGCAGCAUCCUCACCUCCACUGCCUUCAGCAAGGGCCUCAAGACAAUCUUCCCGGGCUUGAGCUACAAGCGAAUCGAAGACCCCCUCAACCCGGGCCACGUGCAGUACCACAUUGUCGGGGUGCGACGGCGCCCGUCGCCGCUGCCCGCCCACGCGGCGUUCGCCCCGCACCGCCCGGGGACGCCGAAUCGCGCCGGCGGCCUCAACCCUGGCGACGCCACGGCAGCGCCCGCCGCCCUGCCCUGCCCAGGAUCCACUCCUGGCGGCACCGCGCCAUCACCCGUCAUCGGGCUCCAGGGCCCAAUGGUGACGCUGCAGAGACCGCCCCAGGUGCUGCCCACCCACCAGUCACCGUGCCCGCCAGUCAUCUACACCACGUCCACCAUCCCACCGCCGGCCCUGCCCCUGCAGCCACCGCCGCCGUACCAGCCUACCGCUGGCAGAACGACCGGCCAGCCUGCGAUGUCUCACUCGUUCCCAGCCUACCAAACGGUCGUGGUGUCGUCCUGCUCUGCCGCCAGCAAGCCGGGCAUGGGUGUCAUCAUGACGCAAGCGAGGCUGCCGGCGUCUUCGACGAUCACGGGCACCGCGCAGCAAGGCGGCGUCGUCGUCCAUGCCAACGCUCAACCGGGGCAGCAGCAGCAGCAGCAGCAGCAGCCGGGCGUGCUCCACUUCUCACAGGCGGGGCAGGUUAUAACGAGCCAAGGCACCGUGCAGAGCACGUACGCCGUGGUGUCGUCGACGCAGUUCGUGCACGUGACGCAAUCGUCGGGCUUCCCCGUGCUGAACAGCUCCGCCUCGCCGGCGACGGUGGUGGUGACGACGCCGGGCGUGCAGCCGGCUGGCGCGUUGGUGACGACGCAGGUCCAGCCUGGCGCCACUCCAGCUGGCAGCCCGGUUGUCGUCGGCGGUGGCGGGUGCAGUGCUGGCGCCAUUCCCGUCGGCCAGCCGAUGCUGCAGAUGACCCAGCCGCCGUCCGCCAUCACCGCAUGCCACAUCCCGGUGAUACAGUCGGCAGCGCAGCCGAGCGGCGCUGUGGCUAACCACGUUCAGGUGCCGCAAACGAUGGACGUCUCCGUGCAGAACUCUGUUGCGCGGUUCCAAGUCGUCUCGCAGCAUCAGCAACAGCAGCCGCUCAACCAGCAGCAGCAGCAGCAGCAUUUGGCUCUUUAUCAAGGUCAGGUUCAUCACGUGACGAGCUCCGCGGGCCAUGUCGCCUUUCUUCACCAGGCCCUGCCGACACAAGGGGGCAGCACCGUAGCGGCAGCAGUCGGCCCUGUGGCCGUAGCAACGGCCGCGACUUCGCAACAGGAGCCCGUGAUGCUCAGCGCCGCGCCCCACCAGCAACAGCACCACGCGCUCGCGUCGGCACCGACGGUCAUCCAGAGUCCAACGAGACACACCUUCCAAAACAUCGCGCCGAAGCCAGCCACUGGCACUCCCACGCCUGCACCCAGCCUGCAGAGCCCGCAGCAGGUGCACGUUAUUGUUGGGCAGCAGGGCGGCACGUGCGUGGCACCGGGCGGCCCCCAGCACGUCCCUGCUGUGCAUCAGAUAGUGCUCGCUGGGCAGCCACACCAGCGGCAACUCGCCCCAACUCCGCACGGCAGCGGUGGCGGCAUUGGCAGCAUGGCGGGAGUACAGCCGCAGACGUCCGCUUGUGUGACCCCGCAGGUGGUCGGAAUACCUUCCGGUGUCCCCACGCUAAACCAGAUGCUCACGAUACGUUGCCAGCACCAGCAACAGCAGCAGCAGCAGCAGCAGCAGCCAAUUCAGCCGGCGGUCAGCGGAGCAGUGGCCCAGCAGCAGGCGACCCCGAUGCAGGACUCCACAUCGCCGUUGGUGAAGCAGCUGCUCUUGCCGCGGAGAAAUGCCGUGACGCCCACCGGCAAGAUGAUCCUGACGGUCCCGCAGACGGCGCAAACCUUGCCGAGGCCAGCAAGCCCACAGGUGGUCUACCAGGUGACAUCUGGACCGGGCGCGGGUGGCCUUGUCACGGCGCAGGGUGGACAGCUGCAGCAGUUUGUGGUCGGGCAGGCAGGGCCAGCAUCAGGGCAGCACUUGGUGGUGGGCCAAGCAGGUGGGCAGCAGAUAAUAGUUGGGCAGGCAGCAUGCCCACACGCACCUCAGAUCGUAGUCGGGCCAGCAGCAAGCGGACAGCAGAUCGUGAUGAGUGGACAGCCGCAGGUUGUUGGCAGCGGGCAGCCCACAUUACCGGGUACACCGCAGCAGCAGCAGCAGCAGCAACAACAACAGCAGCUUCUGGUGGGACCAACGACGAAUCACGGGCUCCCCACGCAGCAGAUUGUGAUGGGACAACCGGCAUCGCAUCUACCAGGAGCGCAGGCUCAUCCGUUCUUGGUUGGCCAGAGUUCAUUCCAGGUAAUACAUCACACGUCGCAGAGCGGCAUACAGACGCUUCCCAUCUCCCACAUGCAGUUGGUGCCGGGCCCUAUCAUCAGCAGUGGGGCCAGCCAAGUAGCCAUCACCAUGAUGCCAAGCACAGGCUUUGCAGCGAGCAGCGCGGGAAAUUCGUCCGUGAUCAGUGCGACUCCGGCAACGCACAACCAUGGGAUGCCCAUGCCCGCGUUGAACAACAUCAGCUCGCCGCUCACGGGGGGGGGCAGCUCGCUCUGGCUAAACCAGACCAACCUGGCAGCUGACGCCGUCCUGUCGCUACCACCGCCCGCAGGGGCGGCGGUGGUAGCGCCAGAACUCAAGGCGGAAGCGCUCGGCACACCAAUGGGGUGCGACGAUUCCAAGAACAGCCCCACUCGGCCGCCUGACAGCCCGAGCCGGCCGGCAGCUAAUGGUGAGGCGUCUGCUACGAAUUUCUCAGCCCUUCCCAACGGCAGGAAUAACAAAGUGGAACUACCUCUCAGCCCGCCGUGCCCAGGCAACAUGACGUGCGAACAGCAGCAGCAGCAGCAGCAGCAGAUCAACCCCGUGAACCUCAAUUCCACCGGCAUCCUGGACAGCACUCAGGAUCUCAAAAGCGAACUCUUGAAGCAGCAGCAGCGCCCGCUGGUGAACGGCGACUCCGACAUGACCAAGGGAGAGGAGACGCACAUACCCAACAGCAUCCACAAUCACAAGGCCACGCCGGUGCAGAACCACAUGGGCAAUGGUGAGCUGUCGGACGAGAGGGACUCGAAACCGCAGUGUCUGCCCUCGACGAACGGACCCACGUCCGCGCUGUGUUCGGGCUGCGACGCGCCGUCCCCGACAGCGCCCCCCGCCGUGUCGCACAACGGCACGGCGCCCGGCUCGCCCAAGCCCCAGGCGCCGCAUGGCAGUGCCAGGUCCGAGCAGUGUCCGGCCGCCCCCCCCACGGCGACGGCAACGCCUGCGCCGACGACGAACCCCUCGCCCACUCCCAUGUUGACCACGACAGUGUCUCAUGAUGCACAGACGGCGGCGUCGCCGGCGGCGGUGCAGGCGGUAGCGCCGAAGGACGGUGACUGUAAGCGACCGCCACUCAAGAGGCCGCACGAUGGCUCGGAUGCCCUGCUUGCCACGGCCGUGCCGAACAAGGUCGGCGUGCGGAUAGUGUCGGCCGGCGAGUCGCUAACCAGGACUGCGGCGUGCGCCCCAGCUGAAAUGGUGCAGCAGCAGCAGCAGCAGCAGCAGGCAACACAGCAAGUGAUGCAGAUACCCCCUGCUGCGGUCCCGGCAACCCCCCCUACGCCACCACCGGCACCACCGUCCCUUGAGCUGACACGCAAGCCCAACCAGCACUUCAUGUGCCUGUGGAAGGGGUGCAGACGGUGGUUCGAGACGAACGGCCACGUGUUCCGGCACGCGGUGAGCGAACACGGCCGGGCGGGCGUGUACCCGGGCCGCUGUCUCUGGGAGGCGUGCGAGGCCCAUGAUCGCCAGCGUUUGUCUUUCAUCACUCACCUCCAGGAUAAGCACUGUACGAAAGAAGCCUUGCAGGCAGGGCUACAAAAACUGGAAGAAAAAAUACAGUCCGAAAAGCAACAGCAGCAGCAGCAGCCUUCCAGCCACGCUCCCUCAAACCCCCCCGCGGCAGCAUCGACGGCAGCGUCGGCGCGACCGCCGGCAACGCCGCCGCUGGCUGGCACUGCCCCGGGGUUUGCCGCGCACGGCCGCCCGGUGAAAACCCUGGCGGGACACCCGGGUGCCGCCAUGCUCGCUCUGCGCCGGGGUUCGCGCUCGCUCACCUUCCGCGACUUCACGGAUGACAAGGAAGGACCCAUCACAAAGAGUAUCAGGAUAACGGCUUGUCUCGUGCUCCGCAAUAUUGCCAGGCACUCAGAGUCCGGGAGGAGGCUGGUGCGUCGGCACGAGGCUCACCUCUCCACGAUGGCGCUGAGCGGCAUGGAGGGCUCGAGCACGCUCGCCAAGUGUCUGUACGAACUCGCGCAGCACCCGCCGUCGCCGCAGAGGCGGCACGCGCGCCUUCCCGCGGACGACGGCCAGAGACUCUAGCGCCCUCGGACGGACGGUUUGGUACGUGCGCGUCUCGCGUACGUGCGCGUCUCUCUAACUGCAGCGGACAAUCACGGCGGCGGCGGCGGCGGCGGCGGCGGCGGUGGUGGUGGUGGUGGUGGUGUGGUGGUGGUGGUGUGGUGUGGGGUGAACUCUCCCGGAAAGGAGGUGAACUCGCAAAAAUGGUCCUGGCACGCGCACGUGAGAGAGAGAGAGAGACGCCGCCGCAGCGUGAAGUUGCGAUAGUGUCCCGUUGCGCACCUCCCCACCACCGCCCCCCCCGCCCCCCAAACUCCCCCACCACCUCAUCCCUCCCCGCCCACCCCCCUCCCAUUGCUUCCCUUCUUCCCAGCUGCUCCGACGUCUCAUCCGGCCUCUGCAAAGAAGAAAAAAGUAUCUAUUUUUUGAAAAUCUUGGACAUUACCUGGAGAAUCGCUCGUCCGCCGUACGUUUCCUCAAUUCUGUGUGGAAUAUCUUCUUCGUCUUGUGCGGUGGGGCGUGGGAAGAAAAAUACGUUUUAAAGUAGAGAGACCGGUAGCAGCGGUGGCAGUCAUUUUAAAAUAUUGAUCCUUAGAUAGUAUAGAUUUGUGUUUUUUCCCGAGUAGAUAUAUUCCACUUUAGGAUUCUAGAGAGAGAGACACACACACACACACUGGGAAUACUUUUUUUUUUUCAGAAAGUGAGGAUUUUUAAAAUAAAACAAAAACAGUGGUUGUUUACUAUAAUAUAAGGGUAAAUUUAUUCGAUACAAUGGCAUUACAUAUUUUAAUAUACAAAGGGUAGAUGCCUUUUCCCUACUUUUAAACCAAGAUAUUACAAUACAUUUGAACCCGCAUUGGUUAGGGCCUUUGAGUUUAUUUUAAAAUGGUUGAAAUAUUGAGGAUUGGUGACGUCUCUCGGUCAGUUCAUUUGAUAGAAAGUUACAGCUUCUUAAAGUUCAGUCAACUUUUGUUUUCAUCAGUAUAUACAAGAGACUAUUGUAAAUUAUUGUGGCUACUUUGUUGAAUUUAUUGUGUAAAUUAAAAAGACACCUGCAUUAAAAUUACGGAAUGAACGUUUCCAACUGAAUGCGAGCGGUCAUUCAAGCGGUAUAACUUGAUGCAAAAUACCUUUGCAAAAAAAAAAAUAAACGUGUAGAUGCUUUAUUUUUUAUUUUGUGUUUUUGUGCCCACUUGCUUUUGCGGUAGAGUUUAACGGUAGCCGGUGCGCUUCCGCACGCUGACAAACUCGAACGCUCGGCAACUUGGAACCACGCGCCAUGAUUUGAGAGGUGUACCACGUCUAUUGGGUAUUCACAGGCGCGCGGGGCGUGCUUGCUAGAGUUUCACAGUUACGUUUUUUUUUUCAUAUCUCAGAAGAGGACUUGGCGACGUACGAUAUAUUUGUACCCAUUUUUGUGCGUGCGUGCGUGCGUGCGCAAAGUCGCAAACAAUCCCGGUGCUAACUGUAAACCUGCUGCAAACUUUGCACAAGACGUUUCGGUUCAAGACUCCUCCGCGCGUUAUGUUCCCUCUUCCUUUGGUCGCAACGGUGGGGGGCGGGGGGCGGGGGUUGGGGGGGGUGGGGGCGGAAGUUGGGCAACAGCGCUCCCAACAGCGCUCCCCGCAGCGCUUCCCGUCCCGUCGCGUACAAUGGCCCACAGCGUCCAGCGAGGGGCCAGCGACGAGGAGCAAGCAGCCUAGAACGGAGAAUUAAAUCGGCGGCCGCUGCACGCUUUAUUGACCCGUUGCCGUCUCUGAGGCUCCGGACAUUUGAGCCGGAUCUCCUUCUACUUUACUCCUUUCAAUCCUCCCCUCCUCCACUCCCCGACCGCCCCUGCCAUUUCUUAGCCGUUAAAAUCCAUGGCCUUUCCCCGUCUCUACGCUGCCGCUCCCCCCACCCCACCACCCCCCCCCCCCCCCCCCCCCCACAGCAGCAGGAUGUCCUAAGGCAAAUUGAGCUGGCCACCUACUGCUCCAUUAGUAUUGGAAAAACAUUGCAGAGUUUGAUUUUGGGUUCGUGUUUGAGAACAAACGUUGCGAAGCAUGGGGGAGAGAGUUAAAGCCCCCCUCGACGGAAUGUCCUGGAUGCUGUCGUUUGUGCUCGUUGAGCACCGUUGCAGCGCCCUGAACGUUAUUGCAUUUUGCUUACUUCUAAGUGUGAAUAGUUUUUUUUGUUUGGGUUGUGGUAAACUGUUGUUCAUUAUGUGAGUAUUUAUAAAGAGCUCAAUUGGAAAGUGCAUCUUUGGACAGACUCGGUUGCAAAAGCGUUUUUUUCCCACUGUGCACCACAAUAUUGAAUGAUAACCAAUUCUUACCAAAGCAUUUUUUAUUGGCUUAACUUUCCAGGUUUUAAAAUUUCACAUCUUUUUUUCAUGAAAUGCCCUUUGGAUAUUUUCAAAUUAGAAUUUUACAAAUUAAGUGAGAAAGGCGAGUGCAGAUUCAUCGAUUGGGGGUGGGGGGGGGAGAUUCACACUGGAGAGAGUGUAUCUCGAAUUUGAAGGGUUUAAAAAAGUGAGUGCUGUUCUUGGUUGAAUUAACACCAAGAAAGUACGCGUGUGUGAGCAUCAAUUGCCACAAGCUAUGGAUCGCCGCUACGGUGAAACGUGGACUGGUAAUAUCCUUAUUUUGGUGCCCUAUAAAAUUAACUUGUGGUUUUAUUUUUUUCCCCACCCCUACCCCCCGCCCACCCCACCCCUGUUCCUCCCCGCUGACUUAAAACGAUGACGCAACCGCCGGUAAUGAAGUCGCUGUUUAAAGUUGGAAAACACACAUGCGCACGUGUGUGUGGGAGCCUGGCAUACCGUAUUACUGGUGAAGACGAUCAAGGCGCGGGAAUAAGGCCGUGCGCUCAGAACACGUGCCCUAAGGUGGUCACCACACACGUGUGCUGUCCAUCGAUUUGGCGAGAUUUACACAACAAAAAAAACUUGAACUUCUGUACUGAAAUUCAGCACAGGGGGCCCAUAGUGGACGAGGGGGACGGGGGGGGGGUGGGGCGAGGACCGGGGUGGGGGCAGCGAUUGGAGCAGUCAGGAGGUGGGCAUGGAGAAAAAGCCAGGCGACCACCAACCUGCCGUGCGUGCCACGGAAAACAAUGCCUUGCGAAAUGAAGUUCUUUUAAAGGCGCGAAGAAGAUAUGAUGGGGAGGUGUGUGUGUGUGGGGGGGGGGGGGGGUUAAAGGAGAAAAUAUAAAACACAAACACUCAGCGAAUUCACAAGUUGGAAAGUAUGCGUUUUUGUUCAUUUGUUUUUCGCAGUUGUGUGUGUUUUUUUUAAAGUUCACGCAACGCCAAGACUGUUAGAGCAAGAAGCAUCGAUUAGAGAUGGGGGAGCCGGUAGAGGGGAAAGAGGAUUUUUCCCCCCGAGUGAGUUUGGUUUUCGGUGACAUUUUGUCUUCACACCAGCAUAAACUAACCUGAUGUUUCAGCAAGAAAACAGAACGAUGUAUAGUGUAAACAAUUAUGGACCACUCUUCACGCUUAAACACUUGGACCAGAGCUCUCGGACUCCUGACAGCUUUCUGCAUUAGACCCACGCUUAAAAAUAAUAACGUUAAAAAGAUAGAUAUGUAUGCAUAUAUCCAAUCUCUUGCGUUGUAUUGUAAAAAAAAAAUGGUCAUUUGUAAAGGUGUUAUUGCUGAAUAUUUUUUACACAUUGGUCCAGGGACAGGUCAAGUAAAAAGAUGCUUGUACGAGGGCAAGUUUUCCUGUGGGAUUAUAAUCUCCUUUUACAAUAAAUUAAAUUCCUUUGUGAAGAAAAAAACAUUUACAAAAAAAGUUAAAUGUAAGUAAAAUAGAAAGAAAAAAAUCAAUUGUCAUGUAACUGAAACACGUGAGAAUGGUUUAGCUUUCGUUUUGGGGGGUUUUAUUGUUUGUGUCGGUUGAUAUUGAUGUACAUAUGUGAAUAGUGUGCAUUGUGCACUACCCAUUUAAAAGGGGUAGUUUAUACUCUUAAACACCAGUGGCAGCCGAAAGGUCUUCAUUUUGUGUGCAUGAACGCAAAGUGAAAUGGCUGAGAAUUUACACAAAUCGCUCGGCGUUUCUUUUUUGAAUUAUAACUUUUUUUUUUACAACAAUAAAGUUCAUGAAUAAUAAAAUAAACGUUUAAAUGGUAAAAUUAUUUAAUGCAAUCUUAUUUCUCCGUUUUUCACGGUACGGAUGUAACAUUUGUUUAAACAAAAAAAAUUGAGAAAAAUGUGACCAGUUGUGACUAUGUAUGUGUACCGUAUACUCACAACCUGAUUGUAAUGUUCGUCCGGUAACGGAGCGUUUCUCAAAAUUUGGAAUUUUCUGUCGUCCCCCACCCCUCUACCGUUAAGCAGCUGGUCGCCUGUCAGCGCACCAACCAGUGGACGUUUUUAAUCCCAAACGCAAACCUGAUGUUUAGUACAAAUAUCUACUUGUAUAGGAGGUUAAUUUUUGUAUGUAAAAAUUGGUUUAAUACAUACAUUUUAUACAGGAAUUUCUUCUUUGUAUUAUAUUUGUAUUUCUGUGCCAGUGUGAAAUGUUCCAUACUCGUGUUUCUGUUUUUCCCCCUCUCUCUUUUUUUUUUACUUAAAACGUCCUCGUUUAAAAUUGUCUGCGUGCGCUUCCGCUGUGUACAUGCGGUGCCCCCAAAAUAAUCCUUCAAAUGUGUAACUUAAUUUGCUACCCCCGCACCCCGUUUCCCAUUUAAAAUAGCGGCGAAAAAAAAGUGAAUGAGACGUGUGUGUCCUCCUCCUCCUACCGCCCCCCCCCUCUCCCCAUCAACAGUUUUAACCGCUGUGAACCUGCCAAGAAUAGCAUUUUUUUCUGCUUUGUUGAGUUUGUGAAUAAAAAGUCUGCGCAAAUUA